AUGUCCUCUCAGCCAGAAUCCGUGACAAAUGAAGAAAAUGCCGACAUACAAUCGCCUCAAGAAUUAACGGUCGAAACGGUCCUUCAACAAUUGCAAACAAAGUUUGAUGAUCUUUCAACACAGCUGAUCACAAAAAUGGACGAAAUGGGUUCACGAAUCGACACUCUCGAAAAAUCUUUAGGAGAAUUGAUGCAACAAGCGGUUGUGGAAGAAAAUGUCGAGCCAAAAAUUUGA
Messenger RNA from Acaulospora morrowiae, 234 nucleotides. Lineage: Eukaryota; Fungi; Glomeromycota; Glomeromycetes; Diversisporales; Acaulosporaceae. The record is from the annotation of a GenBank genome assembly.